AUGUGCACCGUUUAUAUUUUUCGGAAACUGUUCUCAUGUAUUCUUAAACAGAAGAAGCCGUAUUCGGCCAUCACCGUCCAAAUAGAACGGUUGACCAGCGAGGCAUACGAGGAACAUGAUCUGGCGGGCAUCGUGGACUUGGUGGAAGUGAUUAGGAUCCAGGACACAGGUCCAACAGAGGCAGCGAGAGCCAUUCGGAAAAAACUGAAGUAUGGAAGUCCACACAAGCAGCUACGUGCUCUCACCAUAUUGGACGCGUUGAUCCAAAAUGCCGGUAAGGGGUUUCAGAGGACAUUUGCCGAUGAACCGCUUCUCGAGCGUCUCCGUAUUGUGUCACAAGAUGAUAUGGUUGAUGCUGAGGUCCGGCAGAAAUGCAACGUCCUGUUCCGCCAAUGGGCAGCUGGGUAUAAGAACAAACAGGGCCUACAGGGAAUUGCAUCAUUGUAUAAGCAGCUCCCGAAAACGAGGCGACCUCAGCCUCAACAAUCCAGAGUGGUUCGUGAGACGGAAGCAGACACGCACGAGCAACCGCCAUCACCGACAGCCACACGCUCAAGGGGGACGUCGUCAGCUACUGUCUACGCUGGUCAUUCUCGAGCGUCUUCUUCAACCGCUCCAAUAUCACUAGGAAAUACCACACCCCCAAGCUCGUCCAUCUUCCGAUCCUCCAAAGACAAAAAGAGCAAAGCGAAGCCCUUCAACCUCGAGAAAGAACGGCAUCAGAUCCUCGAAACCAUCGCCAGCGCCUCUGUCGCCAGUACCAACCUCGUCAACGCCCUCAAGCUCAUCAACCGCGAAUCCCAGCGUGUCAGCGAGAACCCCGAAGUCAUGAAACGCUUCGAUACCUGCAAGCGCCUCCGCCGCCAGAUCCUACGCUACAUCCAACUCGUCGAGUCUGAGCAGUACAUCGGCAGCCUACUCAGUGCGAACGACGAGCUCGUCAAGGCGCUGAUGGCGUUCGAGGUGCUCGACAAGAGCAUGGAGGAUGAUAGUGACAGCGACAAUGAGGCAUUGCAGGAAGCGCGUUCGGAGUUUAUCCAUGAACCCGCUCGUGGGGGGGGUGUCAAUGAGGGGUUCUCGCGGUUGAGCAUGCAGGAACAGCCGCCAGCGAGGCAAUCCAGGCCGUCGUCAAUGUCGAUGCCGCCGCCGAUUCCGAGUGCCGCGAGUAAGCAUCGGAUAUCACAGUAUCGACCGGAACCGGAGCCGGAAGAUGAGGUGGAUGACGAUGAUCCGUUUGGAGAUCAGAAUGCGGUGAAGACCCCGUAUGUCGAAAAGGGCGGGAUGACCUGGUAA
Molecule: messenger RNA, 1293 nt
Organism: Eremomyces bilateralis CBS 781.70
Lineage: Eukaryota; Fungi; Ascomycota; Dothideomycetes; Eremomycetales; Eremomycetaceae
Exons: 2
Coding region: 1-1293 (430 amino acids)
Biological process (GO): actin filament organization; endocytosis; actin cortical patch localization
Cellular component (GO): actin cortical patch
Molecular function (GO): ubiquitin binding; phosphatidylinositol binding
Source: RefSeq, a predicted model, not a curated record